Molecule: messenger RNA, 2756 nt
Organism: Corythoichthys intestinalis (scribbled pipefish)
Lineage: Eukaryota; Metazoa; Chordata; Actinopteri; Syngnathiformes; Syngnathidae
Product: coxsackievirus and adenovirus receptor homolog
Exons: 2
Coding region: 146-1000 (284 amino acids)
Biological process (GO): homotypic cell-cell adhesion
Cellular component (GO): intercalated disc; basolateral plasma membrane; bicellular tight junction
Molecular function (GO): cell adhesion molecule binding
Source: RefSeq, a predicted model, not a curated record
CUUUGAGAUCUUUGAUGCUUUGAUCUUCUCGUUCCUAUAUAAGUUAUUUUUUCGUUAUGAAUUUUUACACCAAAUGCCUAAAAAGCAGACAAGUGUUGCUGUCGUUGGUGUGCAUCUUCCUUCUUAAAGAUAAGCAGGUGUAUACAUGAUGAUGAUGUGGCACCUCCUUUGGCCUUCUGUCCUCCUGGGAGUGUUUUUCAACAUUUGUCCAACAUGCCCUCUGGAAAUCCAGAAGGAAAGGAAACACUACUACGUCGCCAGGGGGUCAAGUGUCCAGCUACCUUGUGCGUACAGUCACACCCUGGACUUUAAGCAGUACACGGAGGUCUCGUGGAGUAUCGUGUCUGCAGACCGAGAGGAGCAACCCAUUAUUUGGUUUACAGGCGGCCGCUUGUAUUCCGAUUUGUACAAACCAAUGGAGGGGAGGGUCCAAUUCACAUCAGCCGAUCCCCAAAAUGGAGACGCGUCUAUCAACAUCAAAGAUGUACGUCCGUCAGACACGGAGAUGUACCGGUGUCUGGUGAAGAAGUUACCAGAACUGGACAAGAAGAUCUUAGACCUGACAGUCAUGGAGGCACCCAGUCAGCCUCUGUGCAGUGUGGACGAAGAAGACAACAGUAUGACGCUGAAAUGCAGCUCUCUGCAAGGCACCCCACCUUUGCAUUACAUCUGGUCCAAGACCAGUGGAAAUAAGGUCUUGCCUCCUCAGGCCACUGUGGACCCCACAGGAGCCACCUUGCAUUUCAACAUCACCGAGCGGGAGUGUGGAAGCUAUCGCUGCACGGUGGAAAGUAUGGUGGGCACCAAACACUGUGACCUUCACCUGGACUGUUCGCUGCCCCAGGACAACAAUGUGAGCAGUCCACGAUUGCUGACAACCACUGCAGUCGCUGCAGUGGUUGUCACUAUCACCACACUCUUCAUUGUCACAGUUGUCCUUGCCGUAUUCCUCUACCGCAAACGAAAAGAGCAACACCAGGACAUUGAAAUGGAAAAAUAAUUUGAUGUUGUUCAUUUGUUAAUGUUUGAUAAAAAAUUGUUGACAUUGUUUGUUAUAUCUUUUACCGCAAUGGCAUUUUGAUUUUUAUCUCACUUUAAUCUCACUUUUGAAUCUAAAAAAAAAGUUCUAUGUUAUUUCUAGUAUGUCGGUUGUGGUUUUUUCAUACAUGUAUAAAUGCAGAAAUUGACAGAAAACUGAAAGUUUACCCCGGGGGGAAAGAAAAGCACAUUUUGUAAAGUAAGUAGUUUUAAUAGCUAAUGGAAAACUGAUCUGGACUGAUCAUGAGUUAAAAGGUAAAAUAAAUAAAUACGUAAAAAAAAAAAAAAAAAAAAAAACUCGGUAGCAGUAGAAAUUAUGGAGGGGCCCACCUUCAAAUAAAGAAUAUUUACAAACAAACACUGUAGUAAACUAUAAAGACAGGUGAUACCACACUACUUCAAGCUUAUAUUCCUUGCAAUAUUAGAAAAAUUAGUUAAAUUAAUACAAUCAAAUCUUGACUUUAAUCAUAUGUGCGCUACACUGCCCCUAAGAGGCCAUACUCCCACACAGCAGUAAAUCAGUAGUUAUUUUUUAAUUGUUUUAUAUUGUUAUAAUUAAACAUUAGUUUCAUAAGUAAUUCAUUGAAAGCCUCAGGCAACACUCACUUACAUGACACUGAUGAGCAAAAAAACUGGGUGGGCUAUCUUUGAAAAAACAGCUAGAUGUAUUUAUUAUCUUUUUUGGGGGCCUUUUUUUUUUUUUUUUUCUAUAUCUCCAAAUUGUUCAGAUUUAGCGAUUUGAAAGGUUUAUGUGUUAAGUGUUGGAUUAUACAUAAACUGUCUUUUGACCGAACAUGAAUAAGAAAUAAAAAGUUUGGCAUUUUAUUAUUAUACGGUGGAUAUAAAAAGUCGUCGCAUUCCCGAUCAAAUGUAUUUGUUAAGUAAAAAGUGAAAUUAUUUAAAAGUUUCCACGUUUAAUGUGUCCUAUAACCUGCAAACUCAAUUAAGAAUAAAAAGCAUCCUAGACGUACAGACAGACCUGCAACCAUAUACCUGUAAGCUGCCUCUGAAUAAUUCCAAAUAAAUUUCCGUUAUUUUAAGAGAAUUUUUACUGGAAUUUCUUUUACCUCUGUGGAAGCAUGAAGAUUGUGUGCUAGUACUGCCAUUCAAUGUAAACUGUUCAUAAUUUCCUCCAUCUUGUCUUAGGCCAGUGCUUCUCCAUUAUUUUCUGUUAUGCCCUCCCCCAGGAAGACGUAAAUGUUUCGCGCCCUCCCAACUCUCUGCAACAACUGUAAAUAGUAUCAUUUGUUCAUAAUUUUUUUAUUAUUAUAAGUACACCUCUGUUUAAUGUUUUUUCCUUUUAAUGUUAAAGAGAAAAAGGUAAUAUCGAUAAACUUAUAUAAUCGUAUCAUUAAAUAAUAAUAAUAUAAUUAAAAUAAAUAAAGUAUAACUUAAUUAACAUUGUUUUGUAUGUAACAGAAAAGGCCUAAAGUGCCUAUGACAGCAAAAAGCAUGUUUAUAUCAUAUUUCACGCUGUAUUUUAUGCUCCUGAAUGAAAUGGACCACUUGGAUGUGUGUGGACGCGAUUGAUUUGUUUAUUCCAUUUUUUGAAUCCCGCGCCAUGAAAACGAGUGACUUCCUGGAUUGAGGAAGAAUGCGAAUGUGACGUCAGCCGGGUCACCAUCUCACAAUACAGCCAUUGCUAUAUACAGUGCUGGCCAAAAGUAUUGGCACCCCUGCAAUUCUUUCAGAUAAUGCUCAAUUUGGUCCACAGUGUG